Molecule: messenger RNA, 854 nt
Organism: Ceraceosorus guamensis
Lineage: Eukaryota; Fungi; Basidiomycota; Exobasidiomycetes; Ceraceosorales; Ceraceosoraceae
Exons: 1
Coding region: 175-711 (178 amino acids)
Source: RefSeq, a predicted model, not a curated record
GCAGCUUGAGCGCCCCUCCCAACAUCUCAGAAGUAUCUGAACAAUAUCCUCAAUCUGACGUUUCCGCUUUUCCCUUUGCACGAGCUGGAAGCUCGCCCGUAGGUGCGCAACGUUCCGUAGGCUAUCCGUUUCUUGCAAGCAAACCCCCUCUCGUCCUGUCCCUCCCCUAUUCCGAUGCUACUCUUCCGGCUCGUGAAAUACGAGAGAAGAGGUGGAAUCGAGAGCGAAGGGGAAAGACGAGAGAGAGUUUUCCUUCAUCAUACCCUGUUGGUGCGGACGGAUGCGACGCUUGGCUCGUACCCUAAUCUAGGCCCCCCCUUUUGUCGCAUUCCAGACCAUAAGACGACGAAGGGGAUUGGCGCGCGCAAACUCACACUGUCUCCGUCUUUUGUUUAUCCAGAACCCGUCUCCCCUUGCCCUCGCUCGAAACGUCUUGGACAUCCACUGCGGAAUGCGAAGGCUAGCGAACGAGCGAGCGAGCGAGCGAAGAGCGUCGCACCGGGGAAAUGCGGAUGGGAAGUUGUUGGGGAGUAUGCCGCCCCCUGGUCGAAAGUGCGAGGCAAGCGGUUGCAAAGUGCAGCGAAGGGUGUUGCUUGGCGAUCGAAGGCCAAGGGAACGGAAAAGGCGAGCUACGGAGGGAGCAGGGGCCACGCUGCUUGCUCGACCUUUGCAAGUACGAGCUCGAUUUCGAGUGGAGGUGCGAAGGAAUGAAAAGGUCUGCACUGCCGUUCCUGGUGCGGCGUGUGACUGAAAGACAAAGGCAAGAAGCUGAUUAGGUUUCCACUCGAGCUCCUCCCUUUCCCAGAGCGGAACCUGCGCGCAGUUUGUGCCGAGGCGAAAGAAGAUUUAUACUG